AUCCAUCAUUAAUCGCUAAUGCUAAAUGCCAAAAACACAAGAAGCAUGGCUAUUCGAGCUCCUAGCACAAGCUGCCUUCCUUCUCCUCUCCACCGCGGGCGACGACCCUCGGUCCUGCUCUUCAAAUUCCCUCGCCCCACCCCCUCCUACUCCAUUGCCGAUGUCGCAACCACUGCGGGAAUUCGGCGCAUCAGCUGCGUUGAUCCGAAUACUAAUGAGCAGUCACCAGUCGCUAGGCGUUCGGCAAAUUACAUGCCAAGCGUUUGGGAUUACGACAUUCUGAAGUCGCUAAGUGUGGAUUUUGCGGAGGAGAGAUGUACAGAGCCAGUCCAGAGGAUGAAGGAAGAGGUGAAGGACACAUUGGAGAGGGAGAAUCAUUUGUUGGCGAAGCUCGAGCUCAUCGAUGCAAUUCAAAGGCUUGGUUUGCAGUACCAUUUCGAGAACGACAUCAAAAGGGCAUUACAAGUUAUUCACGAUGAUUCAAAUGAUGCUUGUUUCUCAAAUGAUCUCCACUCGACCGCCCUUCGAUUUAGACUUCUUAGACAACAUGGCUAUGAUUUAUCUCAAGAUGCGUUUCAAAGGUUUAUUAACAAGACGGGUACCUUUGAGGAAUCACUCAAGAAGGAUGUGAAGGGACUUCUAGGUCUUUACGAAGCUUCUUUUCAUGGAUUGGAAGGUGAAAACAUACUGGAUGAAGCUCAGGAUUUCGCUUCUAAGCAUCUGAAGAAUCUAAACCUCAAUGAAAUUCCAACUUGUUUGGCUAAACAAGUGCUCCAUGCAUUAGAUAUGCCUAUCCGCUGGAGGCCAAACAGGUUGGAGGCUCGAUGGUUCAUGGACAUGUACGGGAAACAGCAAGACAUGAUCCCCUCUUUGCUACGAUUGGCUAAAUUAGACUUCAAUUUAGUGCAGACAAUCCACAGAAAGGAAGUAAGCAAUCUGGCAAGGUGGUGGGUUGAACUUGGGGCAAACAAUAUGACCUUCUCUAGGGAUAGGUUAGUGGAAAACUAUUUUUGGAGCUGUUUAAUGGUUUUUGAGCCUCAAUACACAGCUUAUAGAGAAAUGACGACAAAGAUCGGUUGUAUGGUGACACUUAUCGAUGACGUUUAUGAUGUAUAUGGAACGCUGGAAGAGCUUGUGCUGUUAACAGAUUUCAUUGUCAGGUGGGACAUCACAAAUAUUGAUAACCUUCCUCCAACAAUUAGGAAUAGUUUCAUGGCCUUGUACAACACGACCAAUGAAAUUGGGCAUUGGACAAUGAGAGAGCAAGGAAUCAAUCCCAUUCCUUACAUGCGAAAAGCGUGGGCGGAUGAAUGCAGGGCGUACAUAAAGGAGGUCCAUUGGUAUAACGAGGGCAUUAAACCGACACUGAAGGAGUACAUGAGCAAUGCGGUGGAUUCUAUCGGAGGGCUGAUUAUGCUGCUGCAUAGCUACUUCCUGACCACAGACAAUUUGACGAAGGAGGGACUCGAUUACAUGUCAAAAAUCCCGAGAAUCAUGCACUGCUCUGCCAAGAUUCUUCGACUCAAUGAUGAUCUCGGUACAUCAUCGUAUGAAUUGGCACGAGGAGACAAUUUCAAGGCGCUAGAAUGCUACAUGAAUGAAACCGGCGCUUCGACGGAGGCCGCGCAGCAACACAUCAAGCAUCUAGUGCGUGAGACGUGGAAGACAAUGAACAAAGAUGUGUUCGAAGAUUACCCGUUUCCCGGGUUCAAGCCUUUUCUUGGGGCAUGUUUGAACUUGGCGCGAGCUUCACAGUGCUUUUACCAGUAUGGAGACGGACACGGCCUUCCUGGUCACGAGACCAGGGACCAUAUCGUGUCGACUUUAUUCAAACCCGUGCCCCUCGAUUAGGGAUGCCUGGUUGGCCAAGAACUCGCUUUUGGAGAAAGCCUUUGGUCUCAUACAUUAGUGACGGGUGUUUGUACAAGCUUUAUAAAACUCUUUUAAGAAGCAUAUGCUAUUAUGUGCUUAGUUCAUGGCAUUUCUUGAACGGAAUCUGUCGUUAUUCACAUUAAUAUGAUUGUCUUUUUGGUA
Messenger RNA from Eucalyptus grandis, 2034 nucleotides. RefSeq names its product monoterpene synthase-like. Bases 19 to 1851 code for a protein of 610 amino acids. NCBI's taxonomy places the organism in Eukaryota, Viridiplantae, Streptophyta, Magnoliopsida, Myrtales, Myrtaceae. The transcript has 7 exons. Gene Ontology annotation, biological process: diterpenoid biosynthetic process. The record is from RefSeq and is a predicted model, not a curated record. Gene Ontology annotation, molecular function: terpene synthase activity; magnesium ion binding.